Trypanosoma grayi is the source of this 303-nucleotide messenger RNA. RefSeq lists its product as hypothetical. The record is from RefSeq and is a predicted model, not a curated record. Lineage: Eukaryota; Euglenozoa; Kinetoplastea; Trypanosomatida; Trypanosomatidae. The transcript has a single exon. Bases 1 to 303 code for a protein of 100 amino acids.
AUGCCCGGGGCUGGGGGUUUCGGCUUGCGCGGGCCGAGCAGGGUUCCGCAGCCUCCCUUUCUGCGAGGGGCCGGGGUUCUUUUCCACAUUUCCGCUAAGCAGCAGCUUAGUGCAGGGGAUGCUGCUGAUGGCGCGGCGGCGUGCGCCACAAGACCGAAAAGGACAACGCCGUGUCGAAUCAAGGCGUGGCGGGACCCGGGUCCCAUGUCCGCCCCCCGGCUGGGGGCAGCUGGCCGUUGCGGCGCGGGAAGUUGCAAGCGGGGCCGGCCCUUCCUUGGAGUGAUUGGCGUCAAUGUGGGCUGA